Molecule: messenger RNA, 4252 nt
Organism: Dalotia coriaria
Lineage: Eukaryota; Metazoa; Arthropoda; Insecta; Coleoptera; Staphylinidae
Product: zinc finger MYM-type protein 4-like
Exons: 9
Coding region: 293-3979 (1228 amino acids)
Source: RefSeq, a predicted model, not a curated record
GUCCAGUUUGAACGGUGGCCAUGAUGGCUUGUUUGUUCUUUGAGCGGUAUCGGCGGUAAUCCGCGAAAUUCAUUAAAAAUUGAAUAAUCAUCGCAUCGGAACAAUGACGAAGUAAUAAUUAUAUUAAAGUGAUUCGUGCGGGUGUUGUGCACUGCGGUGUCGUAUUAGAAAGGUGCGCGUUCAAGCAGUUACCGUGUAAAAGCGUCGCGCAUCGUCUUAACCUCACUUUUAAACAAAUGCUGUUUUUUGUUUGUGAAACUUAUCAAAUAACAAUAAACAAUUGAUUUUAAACAUGGAGCCGAUCCCGGAUGAGAUCGGUGAUGUCCAGCAGCUGACCGAGAAGCAAACCCAGCCGGAGUUUGAGUUUAACGUGGAUAAAAUUAGUGAGAAAACUGAUUCUGGUAUGGAUUGUGCUGAGGAUGUUAACAAAGAAGCAAGUGAAACUGUAAAUAAUGAUCAGGAGACUGCUAUUAAAAUAUCAGAAAAUGAAGAAAAUACAAAGGAUGUGGAAACUCAAGAUGAAGCCAUGAACACAAGUGAAAAUCAGGAAAUAAACACAAAUGGAGAUGUUAAUACAAUUGAAACAAAUGAGGGUCAGACAACUGACAGCUCCAAAAUAAUUGAAAAUAACUCAGGAGACAAUGAAAAACAAACAACAAAUGAACCAGAUGAAAAUUCCACCCAAACACAGAUAGAAACUGAGAUGCAAACCUCUUCUAAUCAACCAGAUGAAGCAGAUGCAACAAAAACUCCUGAGCCUAUGGAAGUUGAGAGUGAAAAUGAAGGAGCUGCUGUGUCUGUUUCAGAAAUAGGCUCACAAACUGACAACAAGUCAGAUUCAUGCUCAGACAGUGAAGAAGAUUGUGCAUCUGAACUAGAAAAAAAUGCAGGGAGUGGUGAUGAGGCAGAUAAUGCAGAAAAAAUGGAUGUGGAUAAAGAACCUGAACCAGAAAAGGAAGUUGAGCAUGUUAUUGAACCAUUAGGUGAGAUUGAUCUGAAACUUUGUACAAAGGAAGAGGAGAAAUCAUGUUAUGUAUGUAAAAAAUCCAAAAUUGUAAAAUAUUGCAUCAAUCAGAAGUCUGAAGAAGUUCCAGUUGAAGAGAGUACUGAAGAGGAUAAAAAAGAAGAUAGUGAAAAGCAGGAGAGUAGUGAAAAGAAGGAGAAUAGUCCCAGUCAAUUGUUUGUCUGUACUGACGUGUGUUGGGAUAAGUUGGAACCACAUUGCACUAAAAUUGUGAGGGCUGCAUACUUUGAUAAGAAGUUACAUGUUGUUGAGGGGGUUUUGGUGAAGUUUAAGAGGAAAUGUAAACAGUGUGCAAAGGAUAUUGUGGCUCAGAAAGGGUUAUGCUCUUGGGAAGCUAUGGAUUUCUGCAGGGAGCAUUGUUUAUACCGCUACCAGUUAAAAUUCACCAAAAAGUGCUCCGAAUGUGAGAAAAAGGUCGAAUACAACCAGCUGGGCAAAUACUCCGUACGUUUCGGUUCGAUAAUCCGACAAUUCUGCAGCGGCGCCUGCCUAGACACUCGAAAAAAGAAAAUUCGCCUCUGCUCCUACUGCCAACUUGCAAUGUCCAGUGCAGCGUCAGCUAUCAUCAUACACGGACAAAAAUUCUUCUGUACUUACCCCUGCAGAGACAAAUUCGUGCAGCUGACAACCCCCAAUAAGCCACCUUACAUCCCGAACAAAGAAACAACAUUCUGUUAUAUCUGUAGUGAUAGCACUAAGGAAAUAACGAAAGAAUUCAGUUACCAAGGCACAAAUUACUACCUCUGCGACGAGGAAUGCCUCACCGUGUUUAAAUUCUUACACAAUUUCACUUCCAAAGUGGGCAAGUGCCAUAACUGCUGGAAACACGUAACGACACUUGAGUUGGAAUCAUUUGGCAUGCACUAUGAUGGUACGUUUAAUCUCUUCUGCUCGACAACGUGUCAGUAUAUUCAUAUUAUCACGCACAGGCGGAUAAUACCAUGUGUGUGGUGUAAGGUAAAGAAAUAUAACUUUGACUUAAUUCAUCGGACUGGUUUGUUCGGUGAAGUAAUUUACGGAUGUUCAUUGAAUUGUCUGAAUCAACUCUCGGUUGCGUUGAGGAAAAUCAGCAAUAAAAGUACGAUUUGUGAACAUUGUUCGGCUGAGGCCGUGGUUUGUGAGAUAACAACGCAGACUGGUGAACUGAAGAGUUUUUGCUCAACGAAUUGUGUGGCUGAAUAUCAAUCGAAGUUAAGAAAAAAAGAAUCACGUAAUGAAUUGGAAACUCUUCCACAAAUAUCCAGCGUUUGUUCACUGGCUGAUGCAGCAAACGAGAAAAAAGUCAUUUUCAUCGAAGAAGAAAUGCCGCCUGAGAUAAGUAAUAAAAUGUGCCAAGUGACGACGAUGACUCGCGAACAAGGCACUCAGUUAUCAAAAGAAAAAGUCGAACAAGAAGCUCAGACAGAUUUUGAAGAGGAGUUGCGGUUACGAGCGGUGCCUGUACCUAUUUUUGUCCCGCAACCGUUUCACAUGUGGAAUGUUCCGCUUCCGAGGGCUGUUCCGUUUCCUUUGAUUGUCCCACUUCCUAUGUUAGUUCCACUAACACGUGAUUCAUCCACCGAGUAUCUUAAAACAAUGAAAAGGGAACCGGUGAAAACUCCACGGGAUCCAUACGAGCAGGAAUUACUUAUGAUGGCUGAAUUAGUUGCUUCUGAAAAGACUAAAGAAGAAGUUGACGAAGGUGACGAACAAGUUGAGGAUUUCAGCCCAGAGCAAGGCGAUGGCGCGUUCAGUGAUGAUAUGCUUCAAAUGGCGCUGAAAAUGGCAACGGAUUACCAAGAUACCGCUGUGGAUCUAGAAGGAGCUUUGCAAGCGAAUACUAUUACGCCUGGGCAUCAUCCGAUGGAGUUGACUAGUUCCGAUGAAAUUGUGCAUACUGAGCCACUUACGGGUGCUAUCCGAGGUGCGAUUUCUUCUCGAGGACGAGGACGUGGACGUGGUAGUCGCGGUCCGAGGGGAAGUACUCCAGCACGUCGAGCGCGAGGUAGGCCACCGGUGAUGCAUUCUGUGCCUGUUCCGGUUGUUUCACCGCCGCCCCCGCCUGAACCUGUGGAGAAACCCGAUGCGCAUAUGUGCCUCAAGUAUACUUUUGGUGUUAACGCGUGGAAACAAUGGGUGACGACGAAAAACGCUGAUUUAGAGCGUUCUUCACGUAAAUUGAAGCUGUUUAAAAAUGAUUUAUUGCAAAUGACUGCUGAUGAGUUAAAUUAUUCGCUGUGUUUGUUUGUGAAUGAAGUGCGCAAGCCCAAUGGGACUGAAUAUGCUCCAGAUACGAUUUACUACUUGUGUUUAGGUAUACAACAAUAUUUGUACGAAUGCGGCCGAAUCGACAAUAUAUUUUGUGAUAGUUUCUAUGAAAAAUUCACCGAUUGUCUCGAUGAUGUAUGCGGAAAGUUCUCCACCUUAUACAGUGAUUCUCAUUAUAUUGUAACACGCGUGGAGGAGGAGCAUCUCUGGGAGAGUAAACAACUGGGCGCACAUUCGCCGUUUGUUCUGCUCACUACGCUCAUGUUUUUCAACACGAAACAUUUUAAUCUUACGAGUGUGGAGGAACACAUGCAAUUGUCGUUUUCGCACAUAAUGAAGCACUGGAAACGUAAUCCCGGACAAGGAGGUAGUCGGCAAAUGGCGGCUGGUGGACGCAACGUCUUGUUGAGGUUUUACCCUCCACAGAACGCACAAGCAAACACUCGAAAGAAAAAAGUCUACGAACAGCAAGAGAACGAAGAGAAUCCGCUGCGAUGCCCAGUGAAACUCUACGAAUUUUACCUCUCAAAGUGUCCGGAGAGUGUGAAGACUCGCAACGACGUAUUUUAUUUACUUCCAGAGCGUUCCUGCGUCCCCGAAAGUCCGGUGUGGUACUCAACAAUGGCGCUGGACUUGCGAGCGCUUAAUAAAAUGCUGCAUCGUGUUAAGAUGGUCAAGGAAAUCAAUGUGGCGUUGCUAACGCAUUAGGACUUGCUUUUUUAAGAACAGGUGGAACGAAUUAUGUUUUUUAUUAAGUACUACGAUUAAGCGAUAUGCACGCCGAUAUAUAUUCUAUUCGUUUGCGUCCAUUUUGUUUUUGUUCUUGACUUGGUCGUACUUGAUUUCAUCGGUUUCGUCCGGGAUCAGUUGUCGCAUCUCUCUGUCGGUGAUGCUCAAGCUCUGUGCUGUCAACUUGGGCGCGCUCGAAGUGCGCACCUCGACGAUCUAUUGAAAUAAAUAUUGAAUAUUUUGAACAUACAA